Messenger RNA from Penicillium diatomitis, 1689 nucleotides. RefSeq names its product acyl--CoA ligase. Gene Ontology annotation, molecular function: CoA-ligase activity. The transcript has 3 exons. The coding region runs from base 1 to 1689 and encodes 562 amino acids. Lineage: Eukaryota; Fungi; Ascomycota; Eurotiomycetes; Eurotiales; Aspergillaceae. The record is from RefSeq and is a predicted model, not a curated record. Gene Ontology annotation, biological process: secondary metabolic process.
AUGCCCGUCUCCUCCACUUACCCGCCAGUCGACAUACCCGAUGUCGAUCUUUGGUCCUUUCUCUUUGAGCGCAAGGACAGACCCUUUCCAGAUGACAAGAUCCUCUACCAGGAUGCCGACACAAAAAGGUACUAUACCUACGCCACGUUGAAGAAUGCAUCUCUUGAUUUCGCCAAAGGUCUCAAGGCCAUCUAUGACUGGCGCAAGGGCGAUGUAUUGGCCCUGUUCACUCCGAACAGCAUCGACACCCCGGUGGUGAUGUGGGGUACCCUCUGGGCAGGUGGUAUCAUCUCGCCUGCCAACCCAGCCUACACGGUCGAUGAGCUUGCCUUUCAAUUGAAAAAUUCCGGUGCUAAAGCGCUUGCGACGCAAGUUUCCGCGCUGACAGUGGCAACCGCGGCGGCGAAGAAGGUCGGAAUUCCCGAGGACCGAAUCAUUCUGCUUGAUGAGGAGCGUGAUCCGAGUGCUCGAGUCAAGCACUUCACAUCUGUUCGAAACAUUUCCGGUGCUACGCGGUUCCGCCGGCCGAAGGUCAACGCCAGCACGGAUAUUGCAUUCUUGGUCUACUCAUCGGGAACCACGGGUGUACCAAAGGGUGUCAUGUUGUCUCAUCGAAAUAUCAUUGCCAAUGUCUUGCAGCAAGCCGUUGCUGAAGGUGGUCAUUUGAGCUGGAAGGGUGGGCCAGAUGGCCAGGGCGAUCGUCUCCUGGCUUUCCUGCCAUUCUAUCACAUUUACGGCCUCACUUGUCUGCUCACCCAGGCCUUGUACAAAGGCUACCAUCUGAUUGUGAUGAAAAAAUUUGAGAUUGAGAAAUGGUGUUCCCACGUGCAAGAGUUCAAAGUGACAUUCAGCUACAUCGUGCCUCCAGUCGUCCUUCAACUGGGCAAACACCCCGCCGUCGACAAGUACGAUCUAUCAAGUCUACGCAUGAUGAACUCGGGAGCUGCGCCGCUUACACAAGAAUUGGUGGAGAACGUGUACAAGCGUAUCAAGGUCGGCAUAAAACAGGGCUACGGACUGAGCGAGACGAGCCCCACUACUCAUUCUCAACGAUGGGAGGAUUGGCAUGACUACAUCGGCUCAGUCGGUCGGCUGAUGCCGAACAUGGAAGCCAAAUACAUGACGAUGCCUGAGGAUGGAUCUGAGCCACGUGAGGUUGCCGUGGGAGAAGUUGGCGAGUUGUCGGUACGUGGUCCCAAUGUCUUCCUUGGGUACCAUCAGAAUCUCAAAGCCACCCGAGAGUGUUUGUCAGAGGAUGGGUGGUUCCGUACAGGUGACGUUGGCUACCAAGAUGCCAAGGGUAACUUUUACAUUACCGAUCGCGUCAAGGAGCUCAUCAAGUAUAAGGGCUUCCAGGUCCCUCCCGCCGAGCUCGAGGGUAUCUUGGUUGACAACGUGGGCAUCGACGACGUGGCUGUGAUCGGUAUCGAAAGCGAGGCUCACGGGUCCGAAGUGCCCUUGGCUUGCGUCGUACGAAGUGCCAAGAGCAAGUCCUCCGGUGUCAGCGAUACCGAAGAGGCAGCCAACAUUGUGAAAUGGCUCGACAGCAAGGUUGCGCCUCACAAGCGUCUCCGUGGUGGGGUUCGCUUUGUGGACUCCAUUCCCAAGAAUCCCAGCGGCAAAAUCCUGCGUCGUGUGCUCAAGCUACAAUUCAAGGACGAAGCCAAAGGACCAAAGGCGAAGCUUUAG